This is a messenger RNA of Euleptes europaea (tarantolino), 1899 nucleotides long. It is a transcript of the gene GASK1A, whose product is annotated as golgi associated kinase 1A. The coding region runs from base 1 to 1884 and encodes 627 amino acids. Gene Ontology annotation, cellular component: Golgi apparatus. NCBI's taxonomy places the organism in Eukaryota, Metazoa, Chordata, Lepidosauria, Squamata, Sphaerodactylidae. The transcript has 5 exons. The record is from RefSeq and is a predicted model, not a curated record.
AUGUCUCUGAAGGAGCUGAACUCUGCCUGCUGUCCCGUAAGAAAUGGCACUGUGGCCCGGAGAUGGCGGUACAGAAUGAGGCUGAAGAGAUCACCUGUCGUGGGAUGCUGCCUCUUGCUUGCCUUAUCUGUGGUUGCUCUUACUAGUUACUCUCCAGCAUCUCUGAGCAGCUACAAGGGGUCGGAUAUCCAGUAUCUGCCUAUGGAUGACAAAACUGUCCAGUCCAAGUAUCUGUGGACAAACGUGACUACUUCUGUCGCCCAGCAAUCAUGGCGCCUCAGCCACAGGAAAGGGCCCCAUCCUCAGCAAAGACAAAGCCCAUCGCAUUCCAACUCUGCCCGCAAGCAAAAGAGCAAGCCCAACAACCAGGGCAGAGGAAAGGCGUUGAAAGCAAAGCGGAAGUACAAAGGGCAGAUUCAAAAACAAAACCUUGCUGAGCAGAGAAGAGGGCCACAACACCGAGACUAUCUCCCUGACACUAAGCACGGAAACAAAAGAGAGCUUGAUCGUCGCUUCUAUCCCCGCACAAAGAAGGAGGUAGAGUGGAAACCACAGAAGACCCCCAUCUCCCCUCCUUCACACAGUGACGGAAAGCAUGGAUCUCUUUUAUAUCAGAAGAACUCUUCUCCUGCAGGCCCGUUAGCUGUAUCACAGGAACAGUGGAAACCAGAUGUGCAGACAGCUGGCACUGAACACCAAUCCUCCAGUUUAAUCAAAGCUAUUAUCUCAGACAGGCAGUUCUUCCAGAGCAUGACAGGCACUCAGGGACUGAUGGAUAAUUCUCCCUCUCAUACUCCAGAAAGGCAUUUGUGGGCCAGAGAAACUAAGGAGCUACAGAAAUCAGAAUGGUGCAUACAGCCGGAAGACAGAGGUCUUCCUAGAAAACAUGAGGGUAGAAUAAGGUUUGGUGAGAAGAUCUUGCCUUGGUUUACUUUGGAUGAUGUGCAGAAGAUGAAGUUUCUGGCUAAUACUGCAGUUGUAAACAAAGCCAGAAUCCCUGCCCACGGGCAAAUACUCAGAGUCACCCUUUCAUCUGACCAAGAUGCCUUUUCUCAUGACCCAGAAAGACUCUGCUUGGAUGGGCUGUGUGGUUUAAUCAAAAGGUCCGGUGACCUCUAUGAGGUUCUGGCUUUCCACUUGGACAGAGUGUUGGGGCUGCACCGGAGCCUGCCUAUGGUGGCCAGGAAGUUUAAUAGUCACCUGCUGCCCUACAAAUAUACCAGUGGGGAAACUAGGCCCAUCGUAUGGUGGGCACCCGAUAUACAGCACCUGAAGGAUUCCAACAAUGACCAGAACUCCUUUGCUCUAGGAUGGCAGCAAUAUCAGGAGUUACUGAGGCAACGGUGUGGUAUGGAAGGUUCCAGAACUUCUUUUGGGAAAGCACCAUGUCUAACUGUCCAUCACUCAGAAUGGUCCAAGUUGGCACUCUUUGACUUUCUUCUGCAGGUCCACGACCGCCUGGAUCGAUACUGCUGUGGCUUUCAGCCAGAUCCUUCUGAGCCCUGUGUUCAAGAAUUGCUUCACGAGAAAUGCCGAAACCCUUCUGAGCUGGCCUUGGUUCAUAUAUUGAUCCGGAGGAGCAAUCCUUCUCACUUAACAUUUAUUGACAAUGCAGGCAGACCUCUUCACCCAGAAGAAAAACUCAACUACAGACUGCUGCAAGGCAUCGAUGGGUUUCCUGAGACAGCUGUGACGGUGCUCAGAUCAGGAUGCUUACAAAACCUCCUGCUGCAGUCGCUCUAUGUGGAUGAAGAAUUCUGGGAGAGUCAGGGUGGGUCUGAGGGACUCAGGCCCUGGCUUCAGACCAUUGACAGAAGAGGACAGAUUCUGCUACAGUAUAUUCAGAAGCACAACUUGACAGACGAUAAAGAACCGUGGCUUUAGACUUCUGGCAAGGAA